Messenger RNA from Ruditapes philippinarum (Manila clam), 3535 nucleotides. RefSeq names its product piwi-like protein 1. Gene Ontology annotation, molecular function: protein binding; piRNA binding. The record is from RefSeq and is a predicted model, not a curated record. The transcript is spliced from 19 exons. Bases 92 to 2701 code for a protein of 869 amino acids. Lineage: Eukaryota; Metazoa; Mollusca; Bivalvia; Venerida; Veneridae. Gene Ontology annotation, biological process: regulatory ncRNA-mediated gene silencing. Gene Ontology annotation, cellular component: P granule.
AUGGUGCGCAUGCGCAAUGAAGACGGGACGGCCAUUUGCACCAUAACAGGGAAAUCAACGAAAGAGAAAGGAUCACAAAAACGGUUAAAAUAUGACAGGAAGGGCAAGGGGAAGAGCUCGAGGCAGAGCUCGUGGAACUGCUGCAGAGUCAUCAAGCCGACCAGGCGAGGCUCCAAGUGAACAACCACCACCUCAACCACAAGUUGUACCACAGUCUGACAAUGGAGGUCCACCCCCAGCUAGUGGGCGUGCAUCUUACAGAGGUGGGGCUAGAGAAGCAAGACCUGGUAUGGCAGGUGGAGAAGGUAUGAAGGCACCAGCAGAUGAGAUGGCUCGAUUGGCAAUAGGUGGGGGUGAUCAGCGUGAGAGGAGAAGACCAAGGUUUGAAGAGCCACACACAAGACCAGCUCAUGUAACAGACAAACAAGGUACAUCUGGACAACAAUUUCCAGUACUGAGCAAUUAUUUUGGUCUGGAACAGACCCCGGAUUGGCAUUUGUACCAGUACAGGGUAGAUUUUGCACCAGACAUUGACAGUAAGAAGCUCCGAAUAGCUCUUCUAUGCAGUCAUGAGGAACUGCUUGGGAAAACAAAGGCAUUCGAUGGAAUGACCCUCAUUCUUCCAAAGAAAUUGCAAGACCCUGUGACAGAAGUGUACUCAGUCCGUCAAUAUGACAAUACUAAAGUCCAGGUAACAAUAAAGUUGACAAAUGAAUUGCCAGCAAGUUCUCCGCAGUGUAUUCAAGUUUACAACAUCAUCUUUAGAAGGGUGUUGUCUAUGAUAGAGAUGAAACAGAUCGGCAGAAAUUACUACAAUCCAUCUUUAGCUGUAGAAAUUCCUCAACACAAAUUGAAAGUGAUGCCUGGAUUUAUCACAUCAAUUUUACAAUACGAGAACAGUGUGCUGCUAAACUGUGAUGUUUCUCACAAGAUUAUGAGGUCAGACACAGUACUGGAUAUAAUGUACGAUAUGUACGGAAGAAGUGGUGACCGUUUCUAUGACGACUGUACAAAAAAGCUGGUUGGACAAAUUAUUUUAACCAGAUAUAACAACAAGACAUAUCGUGUAGAUGAUAUUGACUGGGAAAAGAAGCCACACAGUACCUUUAAACUAAGAGAUGGCUCAGAGAUUAGUUACAAAGACUACUACCAAAAGAGUUAUGGAAUUGAGGUUACUGAUGGUGAACAGCCUUUACUGGCAUCUAAACCUAGUGCGAAGGACAGAAGACGUGGAGUAACUGACAAUCUUUACUUCUUGCCAGAGUUAUGUACUCUAACAGGUUUGAGUGAUGAAGCAAGGGCCGACUUCACUGUGAUGAAAGAUGUUGCUGUUCACACAAGAGUUGCUCCUUCAGCUAGAGAAAAUACACUUACUGCAUUUAUUGCCCAGAUAAAUAGGAAUGAAAAAGUCAGAGCAGAAAUGGGCGGUUGGGGCUUGAGAUUUUCAGACUCGCUAGUCUCUUUGAAUGCUCGUAUCAUGCCACAAGAAAAGCUCUACCAAAAGGGUUCAGAGUUACAAUACAAGCAAGAAGAUGCAGAUUGGUCUCGCGAUAUGAGAGGAAAACAGCUUAUUACGUCAGUAAAUCUAGAGGACUGGAUUAUCAUAUUUACCAGAAGAAUCACUGGGCAGGCUCAAGACUUAGUCCAAACUUUAAGUCGUGUUGGACCUCCUAUGGGAAUGAGGAUCAAUGCACCACGGCCGAUAGAGCUGAAUGAUGAUAGAAAUGAUUCUUACCUGGGAGCAUUGCGACAAAACCUCGCGUCAUCUACACAGCUUGCCAUGUGCAUUGUCCCAACUAACAAAAAGGACAGAUAUGAUGCCAUCAAGAAGUUCACUUGUGUGGACCAUCCUGUGCCUAGCCAAGUGGUAGUGUCCAGAACCCUUUCAAAGAAGCAGAUGUUGAUGAGUGUAGCUACUAAGAUAGCUAUUCAGCUGAACUGUAAACUUGGCGGUGAAGUCUGGGCCGUAGAUAUUCCUUUGAAAAAUAUGAUGGUAGUUGGAAUAGACAGUUACCAUGAUUCUGCGAAGAAGGGGCGAUCAGUAGGCGGGGUAAUUGCAUCCCUGAACCAGGCUUUAACUAGAUACUACUCGAGGUGUACUUUCCAAACCUCUAUGCAGGAACUGAUGGAUGGUCUGAAAAUCUGCAUAAAAGGUGCCUUAGAGAAAUACCAUGAGGUGAAUGGAUGUUUACCAGAGAGGAUCAUUGUGUACAGAGAUGGUGUUGGUGAUGGACAGCUGCUGUCAGUGGCUGAACACGAGUUGCCACAAAUGCUGGAUGCUUUCAAAAAGGCUGGUGGACAGAAUUAUAGUCCAAAAGUUGGUGUGAUCAUAGUAAAGAAGAGAAUCAACUCGAGAUUCUUCGCCCGAGUAGGACGAAAUCUUUCCAAUCCUCCCCCUGGUACAGUCAUCGAUAGUGUUGUUACAAAACCAGAAUGGUACGACUUCUUCCUUGUAUCCCAGUCAGUUAGACAAGGAACUGUGACUCCAACCCACUACAACAUUAUACAUGACACAACUGGCCUCAAACCAGAUCAUAUGCAGCGCCUUACAUACAAACUCACUCAUCUGUAUUACAACUGGCCGGGAACUAUUCGUGUGCCAGCCCCAUGCCAAUAUGCUCACAAACUGGCGUUUUUAGUCGGACAGUCUAUUCAUAAGGACCCUGCAAUCGAGUUAGCAGAUCGGCUCUACUUUUUGUAAAAAAACAGGUUAUACGUUGACUGUUGAGUGAUAGAUACAGUUGCCAAAAUCAAAGUUUGUUGCCAGUUUUAUUCUCAUGUGAAUUCUAAACCAGAAUUCAAAAACAAACAACAAGGAAGCUGUUUGGAGUGCUAAACAUUCCUUUAUGGAGAUUCUCCAAGAAGAAGACGUGUGUACAUACGUUAUUUUGGUGAGGAAGUUAAAAGAAACAUGCUGUAUCAGGGCUUUUUUUUGCUAUAUAACUGUAGCCGUUUAACGGCUACUUCCCCAGCUGAAAAAAAAUUCCCCUUGAGCUAAAAAAUUCCCCUUGGUCUGAAUAAAAUCAACUAUUAUGGCUUGCUUGUUUAAAAAAUCACAUUUUUGUUCAAAUAGUUCAAUUUUUAUAGGCCUACAGUGUUUGAUAUUACCGAUUGUCCUGCAAGUAAAAAAGUCCAAUGCCGACGAUGGGCAAUCCUCUCCAUUACGCUGAUCAUAUCUCUAAACAUUCUGUCUUUGUGAAAAUUCUCCUCAAAAUAUGCAGACAUUUGUAAAAAUAUGUUAUAUUAUUUAUUCUUAUAGAUUUCAAUCAUAGUCUGGAGGAACAUGGAGUUAUAUUAAUACCAAAAAUCGGCAAAAUAUUCUAUUAUCACAUAUUUUCGCGACCUACUUCCUGUUUGAUUUUCGGCUUGAAUUUGGAGAGGAAUGUGUUAGUUUAAGUAAAUAAAUUUCAAAACAUAAAACAGUCAAUUGAUUUUUGUGCAUUAAGUGUCAAAAUGUCCUUUGAGAAUCAUCAUCUAAUUAAUUUAGCACUUAAUGCAGUUUUUACAUAGAAAAAUCAAAGCAACCAUUCUGAAA